This is a messenger RNA of Fusarium graminearum PH-1, 2082 nucleotides long. RefSeq lists its product as uncharacterized. The transcript has 5 exons. Bases 177 to 1727 code for a protein of 516 amino acids. The record is from RefSeq and is a predicted model, not a curated record. NCBI's taxonomy places the organism in Eukaryota, Fungi, Ascomycota, Sordariomycetes, Hypocreales, Nectriaceae. Gene Ontology annotation, molecular function: oxidoreductase activity.
AUCCAUCGCAGUCAAUAUCUACAGCUACCACGGGACUUUGAUCUUCUCAUUGUCUUUUCGUUGUUCUGUACAGCUUCUUCUCUUUCCAGUCGCUCCACUGUUGUCAGCGUCUGCGCAUUUCUCUUCCUCUUGUGCUCUUCCCCAUACCCACUACAGCUUCAUUUAAUACCCCCACCAUGGCCAAUACUAACGUCGAUGUCCUCGUUAUUGGCAUGGGACCUACUGGUCUCGGUGCUGCCAAGCGUCUCAACCACAUUAACGGCCCUUCAUGGCUGAUUGUCGACUCUUCUGACAAGGCUGGUGGUCUUGCCAGCACUGACACCACCCCCGAGGGUUUCCUCUACGAUGUCGGUGGCCACGUUAUCUUCUCCCACUACAAGUACUUCGACGACUGCAUCGACGAGGCUCUCCCCAAGGAUGAUGACUGGUACACCCACCAGCGAAUCUCCUACGUUCGCUACAAGGGCCUCUGGGUUCCUUACCCCUUCCAGAACAACAUCUCCAUGCUCCCCAAGGAGGACCAGGUCGACUGCAUCGAGGGUAUCAUUGACUCUGCUCUCGAGUGCCGUGUUGCCAACACCAAGCCCAAGGACUUUGACGAGUGGAUUGUGCGCAUGAUGGGUGAGGGAAUUGCCAACAUCUUCAUGCGACCUUACAACUACAAGGUCUGGGCCGUUCCCACCAAGAAGAUGCAAUGCCAGUGGCUCGGUGAGCGUGUCGCCGCUCCUGACGCUAAGCUUGUUACCAAGAACGUUAUCCUCAACAAGGUUGCCGGUAACUGGGGCCCCAACGCUACCUUCCGAUUCCCCGCCCGUGAUGGUACCGGUGGUAUCUGGAUCGCUGUCGCCGAGACCAUCCCCAAGGAGAAGAAGCGAUUCGGCAAGCAGGGUGAGGUUACCAAGAUUGACGGCGAGAAGAAGAUUGCCUACUUCGCCGACGGUAGCACCAUCAGCUACAACAAGCUUGUCAACACCAUGGCUGUUGACCACCUCGCCGAGAAGCUCGGUAACCAGGAGCUCAUGACCCUCACCAAGCAGCUCUACUACUCUACCACUCACGUCAUUGGUGUCGGUAUCCGAGGUGAGCGCCCUGAGCGCAUCGGUGACAAGUGCUGGUUGUACUUCCCUGAGGACAACUGCCCCUUCUACCGUGCCACCAUCUUCUCCAACUACUCCCCCUACAACCAGCCUCAGAAGGACGCCAAGCUUCCUACUCUCUACCUUGCCAACGGUGAGAAGGCUGCUUCUUCCGAGGCUAAGGAGGGUCCUUACUGGUCCAUCAUGCUCGAGGUUUCUCAGUCUACCAUGAAGCCUGUCGAUGUUGAGAACCUCCUCAAGGACAGCAUCCAGGGUCUUAUCAACACCGAGAUGAUCAAGCCCGAGGACGAGAUCGUCUCCACCUACCACCGUGCUUUCGACCACGGUUACCCCACCCCCACUCUCGAGCGUGAGGGCGUCCUCAAGCAGGUCCUCCCCAAGCUCGAGUCCAUGGACAUCCUCUCCCGUGGCCGCUUCGGCAGCUGGCGAUACGAGGUUGGUAACCAGGACCACUCCUUCAUGCUCGGUGUUGAGGCUGUCGAUGCCAUCCACAGCGGUGCUGUCGAGCUGACCCUCAACUACCCCGACUUCGUCAACUCCCGCCAGAACACUGAGCGUCGUCUCACCCAGAACUUCGUUUUCAGCACUCCUCAGACCAACGGGAUCCCCAGCCACUCCAAGGCCCAGUAAAUAACCUCUGUAUUGGAGUUGGAGUUGAGGGUAUGACGUGAGCAAUCUAGCAUUGAGUUGGGCACGUUGUUUGAUAUUUCAAGAGAUAUGUGUACAAGAAAACAUUGUGAGAAGCGAGUUAGCGCCUCGAGAAAUGACGAGUCCAGAUUUUAGGAUUGAUGACGGGAAAUAAGACAAGAUGCUGCUGGUGAAGGUUCUCAGCUAGCUGGACGGAUGGAUGGAUAUAGGGUUUCGCUGGAGAAGCGGAGCAUGAUAAAGGAUAUAGAUCUGGAAUUUUUGCUCUAGGGUUAGACAAAUGAACGGACUGUCCUAUACAGAUACAUAAUAGUAUACAACAUACAUUAGAACAUACAAU